This is a messenger RNA of Ananas comosus (pineapple), 1068 nucleotides long. RefSeq names its product putative F-box/FBD/LRR-repeat protein At4g03220. NCBI's taxonomy places the organism in Eukaryota, Viridiplantae, Streptophyta, Magnoliopsida, Poales, Bromeliaceae. The coding region runs from base 1 to 1068 and encodes 355 amino acids. The transcript is spliced from 2 exons. Gene Ontology annotation, molecular function: protein binding. The record is from RefSeq and is a predicted model, not a curated record.
AUGGAAGAUGAAUCGGGAAGAAAGAGAAGAAGGCUGCAUAACUACAAGGAGGAGGAUGAGAAGGCAGAGACAUUGGAAGAAGAACCUGCAGCAAAGAGAAGAAGACUGAACCACAUCGAGAAGGAGGAGGAGGAGGAGGAUGAGAAGGCGGCGAGGAAGGCAGACUGCAUCAGCGGUCUGCCGGACCAUCUCCUCCACGAAAUCCUCGCCUGUCUUCCCACCAGCAUUGCCGCCUGCACCUCCCUCCUCUCGCGGCGAUGGCGGACGCUCUGGACGACGUCCCCCGACCUCUCCUUCACUACCCGCCUCCCCCCCUCCUUCGUCGACUCCGUCCUCCACCUCCGCGACCCCGUCGUCCCCCUCCGCUCCUUCUCCCUCUCCACGUCCGACUACGCCGUCUCCGACCCGGCUCGCGCCCGCUCCUGGAUCGACUAUGCCGCCCAUUACUCCACCUUGCAGAACCUGAAGCUGAAACUCGUUCUCACCGACAGCAUCCCCGCUUUCCGCUCCUUCCGCCUACCCCCGGCAGUCUUUAGCCUGCAGCAUCUGCGAGUGCUCCAACUCCAACUCCCGAGAGUAGUACCACAUCUCAAUUGGCCCGCCACCGCUUUCUUUCCUUCUCUGCAGAGGCUCGAACUCGCUGACCUUGACUUAAGCCUCGUCGCGGGGGACGCGAUCUCGAAGAGCUGCCCGGCUCUCAAGUGUUUGGAGAUGUCGCUCUUCUGUGGGCCUCCCCAGCUCGACGUGAACUGCCCGCUCCUCGAGGUUUUCGAGCUGAGGACGCACGUCGGGCUGGCGGGGGGGCGNGUGAACUGCCCGCUCCUCGAGGUUUUCGAGCUGAGGACGCACGUCGGGCUGGCGGGGGGGCGCGUCAGGGAGGUGCGGGUGCAGCAGGAGCUCGCGGGCUCCGCACCGGCUUACCUGAAGCUGUCGACGCCGAGGCUCCGAAUUUUGGAGUGGCUCGGCCCGCCGCCGCCGCGCUCGAUCACCAUCUCCACCCCCCUCCCCCCCUCCGGAUUCACUUAUCUCGUCCACCGAGACGACGCCACCGCCGAACGCACUGCUUAA